Molecule: messenger RNA, 2494 nt
Organism: Parus major (Great Tit)
Lineage: Eukaryota; Metazoa; Chordata; Aves; Passeriformes; Paridae
Gene: ATP1B4
Product: ATPase Na+/K+ transporting family member beta 4
Exons: 8
Coding region: 185-1264 (359 amino acids)
Biological process (GO): regulation of DNA-templated transcription; potassium ion transport; sodium ion transport
Cellular component (GO): sodium:potassium-exchanging ATPase complex; nuclear inner membrane
Source: RefSeq, a predicted model, not a curated record
GCAGAUAUCUCCCCUGUGUGUCCUGGCUCCGGCGCUGAGCGCAGACAGGCCGGGGCGAUGCUGCAGCGCAGCUGCUGCGGGUCCGUGCCUGGGGCAGGCACUGCAGCCUCGGGGAGCCCCGGCAGGGUCGGGGAGCGUGGCUCUGAACCCUGCGACAGCGUUUGCAUUAAAAUGCGGGGAAGCGAUGAACCCAUCCAGAUCACAGCAUCGCCCUGCUCCCCGGCGGUGCCUGGCCCAGCCCUGCCCCGAGCUGGAGCAAGGGCAGCACCUUCUCCCACCAGCCUGCUUUUGGAGACCUGCCCGGAUUCAAGGGGAACGAAGGACGGCUUCCGUGUCUCAAGUGACUCUUGCCCAGGAAAAUAAGCAUGAGGAGAAGGUCCAGGAUCCUGACAGAGAGAAGGACGAGCCUAAGGCAGACAUGGGGAGCAAAACCUGGGCAGACCUGGCUGGGGAGAUGAAGAUAUUCUUGUGGAAUCCGGAGGAGAGAACAUGCUUGGGGAGAACAGCCAAGAGCUGGGGCUUGAUCUUACUGUUUUACUUCAUUUUCUACACGUGCCUGGCGGGAAUGUUUGCCUUUUGCCUGUAUGUGAUGCUACUUACGCUGAGCCCCUACACACCCAGGUUCCGGGACCGCGUGUCUCCGCCAGGAGUGAUGAUCAGACCGUACUUGAAUGGGUUCACCAUUGCCUUCAAUGUCUCCCAGCCCAACACGUGGCAGCCCUAUGUGGACAGCAUGCACCACUUCCUAGCAGCUUAUGAUGACAAACUCCAGGAGGAGAAGAAUAUCGAGUGUGUCCCAGGACAGUACUUCAUCCAAGGGGGAAACGACAGUGAGGAGAAGAAGGCCUGCCAGUUCAAGCGCUCGCUGCUGCAGAACUGCUCUGGCAUCGAGGACCCAACGUUUGGCUACUCCAGAGGCCAGCCCUGCAUCCUGCUGAAGAUGAACCGGAUCAUAGGCUACCGCCCUGGUGCCGGGGUCCCUGUGAGUGUGGACUGCAAAGUGCAGAAAGGCAAUGAGAGUCACCUCAGGUCGGUGGACUUCUACCCUGGGAACGGGACGUUUGACCUCAUGUAUUAUCCCUACUAUGGCAAGUUCACCCACGUCAACUACACCUCCCCACUGGUGGCUAUGCACUUCACAGAUGUGCAGAAGAAUUACUUGGUCCCCAUCCAGUGCCGUCUGAAUGGGAAAGGAAUUAUCAACGACCUGAACAGUGACCGCUUCCUGGGCCGAAUCAUCUUCACACUCAGCAUUGGGAAGUAGCCCCUGCCAACACCAGGCACUUAGGUUAAAUCAGAGGCUUUUUCCUUUUUAAAGCAUCAAGCCAGCAUUUUUUUCUGCUAGGAAAAACAGGCACAUGGACAUUAUUGUUAAUUUAUUUUUGUUCAUAGUUAGGAAACCAAUGAGAUAAAAUGGGGCAUAGAUCCACAUUUUUCAUCUUCUGAUGUAAAUCAUUAUUAGUGAACAUUAAAUGUUUUCCCCUGGGGAGAGAACCUGAAAAAGAUUUUACUUUUGAUUGAAAAAAAACCUCUGGUAUCCAAAUGCUACUUUCAUAAGGUCUUUUAUGAGUGAUCCCUGUGGAAUGCAUCUUUCCUGGCUUUAAAUUUUAUUUUUUUAGCAUAGUUUUACGUACAUUUCUCAGGCAAAAGCUAAAAAGGAGGUAGUUCAUUAGCACUAUUCUUGUUAAAAUGAUAAACAGCAAAAAUUCUGGAUCAUGCCUGCAAUAUCAGAGUAGAAAAGUGAAAAUGGCAGCUCUCAAAAUGCUUUCUAGGAUCUCCAGCCCCACAAGCAUCUUGACUACAGCAUUUUACACAGCUUGUUCAGCACACCCAAGCUGCUGAGCAAGGGCCACAGAAAAUUGUUUGCCCUUGAGCCCUUCCAGCUUUUCCUUUCUAAAGUGGGAACAUUAAUGCAUUUCUCCCUCCUUCCUCCUCACUCCAGUACUUCUCUCUGUCCCAGGAAUCCUCACACCGUCUCUUGGACAGGGAUGAGUGAGAGGAGCUCUUCUCCCCUGUCUUGGUUCAUAAGUUGCCAGUGACUCCUGAUCGGGCACAGAAGUGCCUGAAGCUUUCAGACCUGUUCUUCCCCAUUCCAGAGAGGUCACAGCUACAGUGCUGCAGCAAAAUGCAGGGAAAUAACUCAGUCCUUUCACUGUUAAGGGGUCAGAGUUUGGGUGACUGUAGGUAUCAGUUUAUCACCCCCAAAGGCUGAUGAAACACAGAGUGCACUGCCCUGAGCCUCCCUCGGGUGUGACAGAGACCAGUUGCACUCUGUUUGCUGGGAGCUGUGAGAACACAGCAGGACAGGACACCUCGGGAUAAUGCACUAUUUGGAAAGCAUGCUUACUAAAAUUAAUGACUGAACAGGGGCAUUAUGGUAUGUUUGUCCUACAUCCAUAGCCAAGGAACUUUAUCUGCUGUCAUUUCCUGAUCUAUAUCAGUCUCUAAGAAGUGAUUUUUUAUAUUUAAAAUAAAGUGACUACAGUAAAAUUAA